AGAAGCAAGGAACCGAACUCAUAUAAGAACGUUUCAGGUUUCAAAUCUCAACUAUCGAUUUCCAUUUCCCCCAAAAUUUCUAGGGUUUUAGCUGCAAUGGUGACAGCUGCGAUCGAACCAAACCAACGGGAACCGGCGUCGUCCGGCGUGUGUUCCUCAAAAGCUACGCCGUCGAAGCAGGGCGAGGGCUUGAGGCAGUACUAUCUCCAGAACAUCCACGAUCUUCAGCUCCAGGUCAGGCAGAAGACCCACAACCUCAAUCGCCUCGAGGCUCAGCGCAAUGAUUUCAAUUCCAAAGUGAGGAUGCUCAAAGAAGAACUACAAUUGCUUCAGGAGCCUGGCUCAUAUGUUGGUGAAGUGGUCAAGGUUAUGGGGAAAUCCAAGGUCCUGGUGAAGGUUCAUCCAGAAGGGAAAUAUGUUGUCGAUAUUGACAAGAACAUCGACAUCACAAAGCUCACACCAUCAACUAGAGUUGCCCUUCGGAAUGAUAGCUAUGUGCUUCACUUGAUAUUACCGAGUAAAGUGGAUCCUCUUGUAAAUCUUAUGAAAGUCGAAAAAGUUCCUGAUUCUACUUAUGACAUGAUUGGUGGUCUUGACCAACAAAUAAAAGAGAUAAAGGAGGUCAUUGAGUUACCAAUCAAACACCCAGAACUAUUCGAGAGCCUUGGAAUAGCCCAACCAAAGGGAGUUUUGCUAUAUGGUCCACCUGGUACUGGGAAAACACUUUUGGCGAGGGCAGUUGCUCAUCACACCGAUUGUACCUUUAUAAGGGUUUCUGGGUCGGAGUUGGUCCAGAAGUAUAUUGGUGAGGGCUCUCGAAUGGUUAGAGAACUUUUUGUCAUGGCCAGAGAACAUGCUCCAUCUAUCAUCUUUAUGGAUGAAAUUGAUAGCAUUGGAUCUGCUCGGAUGGAAUCUGGAUCUGGCAAUGGUGAUAGUGAAGUUCAGCGGACCAUGUUGGAGCUUCUCAACCAACUGGAUGGAUUUGAAGCAUCUAACAAAAUCAAAGUUUUGAUGGCUACAAAUCGUAUUGACAUUCUGGAUCAUGCCCUUCUGAGGCCUGGAAGGAUUGACAGGAAGAUAGAGUUCCCAAAUCCUAAUGAAGAGUCCCGCUUGGAUAUCUUGAAAAUACACUCGAGAAAAAUGAACUUAAUGCGUGGGAUUGAUUUAAAGAAGAUAGCAGAGAAGAUGAAUGGUGCAUCUGGUGCUGAACUAAAGGCGGUGUGCACAGAAGCCGGUAUGUUUGCACUGAGGGAGAGGAGGGUUCAUGUAACACAGGAAGAUUUCGAAAUGGCGGUGGCUAAAGUGAUGAAGAAAGAUACUGAGAAAAACAUGUCACUGAGGAAGCUAUGGAAGUAAACUCUUUUUAUAUACCAGCUCUUCAUCUUGAGAAAUCUGUUUUCUGGACAAUCCUGUACCGGACGGGACAUCAUCUUCCAUCCCCCCCUCUGCUGCUGCGUCUUCUUCCUCCAUCUUCUUUUCAAGCAUUUUUAUUUUGUUUCAACUUAGAAUUUAAUGUUGUUUACUCCUAAACUUCAUAUGGAUAUUUGCCACACUACUAGUGGUUCAAUGCUGGUUGAUCGAUAUGUCCUGGAUCCUAUUCCUUGAUUCACACCAUGGGAAGCCAGAGCCUCCCCUUCUGUCCA
Messenger RNA from Diospyros lotus (date-plum), 1643 nucleotides. Its product is annotated as 26S proteasome regulatory subunit 8 homolog A-like. The coding region runs from base 97 to 1356 and encodes 419 amino acids. The transcript is spliced from 9 exons. Gene Ontology annotation, biological process: proteasome-mediated ubiquitin-dependent protein catabolic process. Gene Ontology annotation, cellular component: proteasome regulatory particle, base subcomplex. Gene Ontology annotation, molecular function: proteasome-activating activity; ATP binding; ATP hydrolysis activity. NCBI's taxonomy places the organism in Eukaryota, Viridiplantae, Streptophyta, Magnoliopsida, Ericales, Ebenaceae. The record is from RefSeq and is a predicted model, not a curated record.